Blepharisma stoltei is the source of this 1588-nucleotide messenger RNA. The record is from the annotation of a GenBank genome assembly. NCBI's taxonomy places the organism in Eukaryota, Ciliophora, Heterotrichea, Heterotrichida, Blepharismidae.
AUGAUUGGAAGAAUUCUAAAACCAUUUGCACGAAUCCGAGGCUACACCAAAAAAGAUCUCUUUGAAAAAUACAAAGAAGGCUUCAAGAAAGAAAAAUCAGAAUUUUUAAAUAACCCUGAUUUCUUUAACAACUAUGAAGAAGUAAUUGAUAUCCCCCAGCUCCAUUCUCGAGGGUCCCUAACACUAUGUCCUACACCAAUCGGCAAUUUAAAAGACAUUACCCUCCGCCAAUAUCAGGCUAUCAAAACAGCGGAUAUUUUAGCCUGUGAGGAUACCCGUGUGAGUGGUCAUUUAUUAGAGCUUUUAGAUAAUUACAAUUUAUCAAAUCCUCGUGAUGUAGAAUUUCCUCCUAAAAAUUUUGAAGUCUUCCCAGAAAGAGAUGAGUACACAUAUGGGCUAAGCGGUGACUUUAUUUCUUAUACUGUAGAGCAAAUAAAGAAAAACAGAGAAGAAAGGGGAAGAGGGCUUAUGGUCAGCAUUAAUUCUUAUAAUCAAGAAGGCAGAGCCCCAAAACUCGUCAAAGCAAUCAUGGCAGGACUUAAAGUUGUGCUAGUUUCUGAUGCAGGCACACCUUUAAUUUCAGAUCCUGGCUACAGCUUGGUCAGAGAAGCAGCAAAAGCAGGUGUAAAAAUAGAAACUCUUCCAGGCCCAACAGCAGCAAUUACUGCAUUAUCUGCAUCUGGAUUUCCUACACAGUCUUUUUUCUAUCAAGGAUACCUUACCAAAACAAAAUCUGAAAAAAUAUUCAGACUAGAAAAACUAAAAUCCACUGAAUGUACCACGAUUAUCUAUGAAAGCUCACAUAGGAUUUUUGAUACCCUUGAGUGCUUAAAAGAGGUAUUUGGAAAAAAGCAUCAGAUAUUUAUUGGCCAAGAAAUGACAAAAUUCCACGAAAAAUUAUAUAGAGGGAGCAUUGAAGAAGUGUGUGAAGAAAUGAAAUUAGAAGAAAAUGCAAAAGGAAGAGUCCAUGGAGAGCUCACCAUUGUAAUUUCGCCAUUUAUUUCGGAGGAGGAAGAAGAAACUAUUAGGCUUAAUGUAAAGGAGGUAAUUGCUACUUUGGUGGAAACAAUUGAUGGAACUCCGAAAAAAAUUGGGAAACUUGUGAAUUUAUUGACUGGGUAUUCAGCAAAUAAAGCUGCUGCUUAUGCUGUUAAAGGUGAUGAAACUGAAGAGGAAGAAGAAGAUGAAAAUUUGGAAGGAAAAGGUGGUGAAGAAUCUGAUGGGGUACCAGAAGUUUUCCAACAAAUACUUACUCCCAUCCUCCCUCAAUAGAGCAAAACCAUUGGAAAAAUCCCUACUUUUUGGGUAAAAAACAAAAAUUUUUAUGAAACAAACUUUGAUAUUAAGUGAUAAUUAUUUCAGUGAAUCUCUAGCUAUCAUGUUUAAAUUUAAACAGCUUGCAUUUUAACAUAAAUUUUCCAAAUUAAAUUUAUGUUUUCUUUUCGAAAUGUUGCGAAUUGUUUUUUUUUUAACCUUCGGAAAAAUGUUUACUAUAAAAAGCUACAUAUAUAUUUUUAAAUAAAAUGAACUCCCCUCUGUUAGCAAAUUGUAGUUCAUUGAGGGAGAGAGGGGGUGAGCUAAGAAAUAA